This is a messenger RNA of Larimichthys crocea (large yellow croaker), 3641 nucleotides long. It is a transcript of the gene stam2, whose product is annotated as signal transducing adaptor molecule (SH3 domain and ITAM motif) 2. The transcript has 14 exons. Gene Ontology annotation, cellular component: endocytic vesicle. The record is from RefSeq and is a predicted model, not a curated record. Gene Ontology annotation, molecular function: ubiquitin binding; phosphatidylinositol binding. NCBI's taxonomy places the organism in Eukaryota, Metazoa, Chordata, Actinopteri, Sciaenidae. Gene Ontology annotation, biological process: signal transduction. Bases 234 to 1748 code for a protein of 504 amino acids.
AGCGUGCUGUACUUUUUGUAAUUUUAAAGAACGUAUCGAACAUAUUAAAAACAUACUCCUCCCGCUGUACUCAUUUAGAAAUACUGUUCAGGCAUAUUCGAGGCAGCUAAGUUUCCGGAAGAGCAACUGGUGCGAGUUUAAUGGACACGGAAGAGCAGAUAUUAGUUUAGCCUCUCUCUCUCUGUUCUCUCUCUCCUCUCCUCUCACAGUCUGGAUCUUUUACACUCAUCAACAUGCCUCUGUUUGCCCAGAACCCGUUUGACCAAGAUGUCGAGAAGGCAACCAAUGAAAACAACACAACAGACGACUGGGGGCUGAUUAUGGACAUCUGUGAUAAGAUUGGAACGACGACCAAUGGACCAAAGGACAGCUUGAGAUCCAUUAUGAAGCGAAUCAACCACAAAGUGCCACAUGUUGCCAUGCAGGCCCUCAACUUGCUUGGUGCCUGUGUGUCAAACUGUGGCAAGAUCUUCCAUUUAGAAAUCUGCUCCCGGGAGUUUGCCAGUGAAGUGCGGAGUGUGCUGAGCAGGGCCCACCCUAAGGUGUGUGAAAAGCUAAAGGCUCUGAUGGUGGAGUGGGCAGAAGACUUCCAGAAGGAUCCACAGCUCAGCCUGAUCGGCGCCACCAUCAAGUCUCUGAAAGAAGAGGGCAUCAGCUUCCCCUCUGCGUCAUCGCAGGGUUCCAUCGCAAAGGUCAGCACACCUGCUGCGACGGAUGAUGACAACCUGGCCAAAGCCAUCGAGCUGUCCUUGCAGGAGCAGAAGCAGCAAGCAGAGACGCGGCCCCUGACCAUGAACUCCGACCCGCCGAGCUACAGCAAUGGCGGCAGCGGGCAGGAGGCCCGGAAGGUGCGCGCACUCUACGACUUCGAAGCGGCCGAAGACAACGAGUUGACCUUUAAAACCGGAGAACUUAUUCUGGUUUUGGAUGACAGCGAUCCAAACUGGUGGAAAGGAGAGAACCACAGAGGAGUCGGCCUUUUCCCUUCCAACUUUGUCACAACCAAUCUGAACACGGAGCCGGAGCCAGUGACUUAUGUUGAAAAGACAUCCAGUCCUGAAGAGACGAUCCUGGAAACCAAAGACGAGCCUGAGCCCGUCGUUAUCGACGAGGCCAAGAUGGACAGAACACUGGCUCUGCUGCAGAAUGCAGACCCUGCAGAUCCGGCUCCUGACUCCACAGAGCUACUCCAGCUAGAGGGAGCUUGUGAGCAGAUGAACCCCAUGAUUGAUGAGAAGCUACAAGAGAUUGACAGGAAACACUCGGAGUUGUCAGAGUUGAACGUGAAAGUUCUGGAGGCCCUGGAGCUUUACAACAAGCUCAUGAACGAGGCUCCGUUCUACGCGGCGUACUCCAAGAUGCAGGCUCAGUACCCCCCGACCAGCUCAGCCGUAGCCAUGCAGGGCUACCUACCGGCCGGUGCUCCCUACCUGCCUCCAGGGAUGACCCAGGUUCCUCCCGCGCAGCCCUACACUCUGCCCAGCGACCCACCCGCAUCGCUGCACUCGCUUCCCCCCAACGUCUCAGCCCCGCCUAACAACCAAGCCCCUCAGCCUCCCUACAUGAGUGGUAUGAACGCUCAGUACAUGAACCAAGCUGCUCACUACCCACCGCAGGCGGGCAUGUCCAUGGACAUGUCGACCUAUCACAACUCCAGCAUGCCUCCCGUGUCCUAUCCUGUGGCUGCUCCCCCUCACCAGGCUCCUCAGCAGCAGCAGGCGGCGUAUUAUCAGCAGCCUCUGCUGUAAAACUCUGACCGACAACAGCCCUGAGAUAAAUACGCACUCCAGAUAUUUCCGUUUCCAGCGGUGUGUUCAUUCGGCUUACCUUGAGUGUCUGUGUGGGUGUCGCUUUGGGAACAUUCCUUUAGCAUUUCGAGUGUCCGAUCAGCCGAAUGGAACACACCCCGAAGAAAGUUGAAAUAACUGAGGUGUGUAUGUGACGUGGGACUGUUGUUCACCCGAGUCAGGACUCUCUCUGUGUGCACGUCCUCAGCUACUACAUGUGAGGCUAAACACGGCGUCACUUCACUUCUUUUUCCUGGCCGGACAGUGAACGCAGCGCUGGUAUUCACAACACGUCACAGGGUCAACACAGAAGAAGAGCUGAGUGUGUCCACCGAUGCAGGGUCAUCACCUAACUGAUGAGCAUUUUACAAUUCAUAGUUCAACACAACGCUAGUCCCACAGUGUGAUAUUUCACAUCCUCCUCUGAGGUGGAUACAGAGGGUCAGGCCAUGUCCACACUAAUGUAGAUAAAUGUGAUACAAUGCUUCUCUUUGUCUCUCUUUGCGUGGCCUUCUCUUCACACUACCUGUCCGACCGUGUAGCGCAAAGCGGCAAUCUGCAGACCCCUGUCAGUGUCCACACCGGAUACCGGCAGCACGCGAUCAAUGAAAAUCUGUCAAAAUAAAGUGGACUAAAGCAGCAGCUCUGCAUGUGGAACGUGAGCCUUUGCACGGCUGCUCUGGACAGCUGUAUUGAUCAAAACUCAAACACUCAAACAUGUUUGGGAGACGGAUGACUGAAGAACGUGUCCGGCAUGCGUGCAAACACAGCUUUCCAAAAGCGUAAAUACAAACGCUCUCACGUUGAACCUCAUUUGACGAUAAAGAUGCCUCUGCAUUAAUGUGAACAUGGCCCAAAACGUUUCUCCUCUUUUAGCUUUUAACGCCCGUCUUGUUUUUAAGUCUGUCGGUGAAAUCCGGUAGGCGCGCAAGCUCGUUGAGUGUGUGUGUGAUGGUGGGGUCUGUGCACAGUUAUUUAAAAGGCAGGUGUGCUCGUUGGCCUUCCUCCUUACCAGCAGCAUCCAUCACUGUAGCCCAUCUGUGUCCUGAACUCUCAGAUAUGUACGUUCACCGUUCUCUUCGUGUAAAUGGUUCCAGAAUGACUCUUUCCAUCAACUCACUGCCCUGUAAUGCAUUACAUGGUUACAUCUGACAUAUUUAAGUGUGUGCGCGUGCACAUAUUUGUGUUUUUACAUACGUAUGUAUGUAUGUAUGACGUACGUAUGUGUUUGAGGGCUUACCCAUGACUGCUGUGGGAUCAUCAGAUUUUACGGUGAACUGAGAAAUAGUUUGUGUGUGUGUGUGUGUUUAUUAAUCUGCUGCAUCUUUUCAUGAUUAUUACAUCGAUGCCUUCCUGCCUCUCCUCUUCAUGCGUGGGCUCUCUUCCAUUUAACAGAACCUGUUAGAGUCUGUGUUUUAUGCAAACGCAGCAGAUCUUUCAUGUCUGUACACUUUGGUUUCAGAAUGACAGCGCCUGUACUUUGAUUUAUAUAUAUUGAGACAUUAUACAUGUGUACUUUACAUGGUCGGAGAAUGUGUAAUUAUUCUUCUUACGUUGGUUCUGCUUUUACUUUCACUGUUCAGGCAAAAUGUCAAUAGAACAAACUUUCUAAAAAGUUGUUAGUUGCUGUUAAUAUGAAGAUAUCAUGUUUUAUCUACUGUUGGUUUCUUCGUCAGUUUCGGGGGUUUAAUGAGCAGCUUUCAUAGAAUCCUCUGUAGUGUCUAUAUUUCCUUUACUGGCCUCAUAUUAAAGGCAUUGUAUAUUAGAUGUAAAAUACCUGGUUUUGUCAGCGACAUUGACAUUGCACCUUAGCUUUGUAAACAUAUAUUUACCACUGGAUGCCUUGUUUUUUCU